CCCGUGCCCAAGUAGGCUUUCCACCCGUAGCUCUACUUUGCCCUCUUUAUCAUCCCCUUCACCUUCUGGUUCACCUGGAUUAAGGAGCAGAAUCCAUUCUAAAAGUAACUUUCCAUUAGCUUGUCCAUUGCACUCCUUAUCAUGCAAUGCAACCGACCGAUCCUCUUGCCCCGAAUGCCAACUUCUGGAACAAUCUAUCUCUCCUGUCACACUCCGCUCAUGUCGUGCUACGCUAAGGUCAUUAUCAGCUCAUGCCGCAGAAUCCAACUACUUAUCGGAACAUCCGGCAAGUAGCUCUGAGCCAAGUCCUGUCAUCAAGGAAGCUCUUUUGUCUGACAAGGUUAAUAUGAGAAAUGCUAGAAAACGGCGGAAAUCGGUUAAUAUAUCUGCUGAAGAAUCAGAUACAUCUCCACCAAGGCUGGAAAAAAACACAUGUUUAUCACCGAUGGCGCAUCGUGACAGUAGUUUUUUUUCUGAGCCACCUGAGAUCACAAACUCUCCAUUUAAAAGCUGUGUCUCACCCAGGCGACAAAAUCCAUCUAGGUUCUCAAACUUAUCACCCAAUAGUUUGACCACUAGCCCUUUAUCACCUAGGAAAAAACAGUCUUCAAAUGUUUCUCCACCAAAAAACUUGAGAGCAUUAUCUCCAACCAAAAUAACUCCACAAACUGCUGUAGGCAGGAAAACGUGCAAUAAGGCAGUGCCCUCUUCUGUAUCAAGCACAUCUGUGAUUAAGUCUUCAUGUUCUGAACAUGAUCCUCUACCAAUUGAGCAUUGCAGCAAGCGCACUUUGGUUGAAGAAAUCAAGGCAGCUCUCGCUUGUGGAAAGUAAGUUAAUUGGUAAUCAAUAUUAAAUAUUAUGCUUAAAAAGUUUUUUUAAUAUAAAAGUAAAUAUAUAUACUAUACAUAGUAUAUAUAUUAUAAAAAAUGCUUAACGUAUAGAUUAUUUCAUUUCUUCAUUUAAGUCCACUUUGACAAGAAGCAAUUAACAUCCAACUGUGGCCUUCAUUUCUAUCUUGCAAAUUUUUUUAAAAUGUUCUUUUUUCUACUUUUUUUCUUUUUAAAUAACUGCUUUAUUAGGUAUAUGAAAAUGAAGCCUUCUAUGCCAUGAGUCAACUUUCCAUGUAACAAUUUAAUCCAAACACUUUCAGUGAAGAUGAAACGUCUUCUAGUGAUGAGUCUACAGAUC
Lymnaea stagnalis (great pond snail) is the source of this 1189-nucleotide messenger RNA. NCBI's taxonomy places the organism in Eukaryota, Metazoa, Mollusca, Gastropoda, Lymnaeidae. The record is from the annotation of a GenBank genome assembly.